Molecule: messenger RNA, 2526 nt
Organism: Cylindrotheca closterium
Lineage: Eukaryota; Bacillariophyta; Bacillariophyceae; Bacillariales; Bacillariaceae
Source: the annotation of a GenBank genome assembly
AUGGAGGACGAGAAGGUAGACAUUGUCCAUGAAAGCGAUGACGCUUCUAGCAACUCUAGUAAUUCCUCAAAACUCGAUACGUUGGGGCCUUUGAGAAGUUCAUCCCGCGGCGGAAUUGAGGAGAGCGAAUCAUCAGAUACUGAUUCUUCUUCAAUUGGAAGGUAUUCCUCAAGAAUGCAGUCCAUUCGUUUUGAAUCAGACUCCCCGGUGGGAAAAGUCAGGUCUGUACAGAUGGCAAACCGCUUGACGAAAAUGGAUUCCAUCAAACAAGGGGUGAUGAUGAGCCCAACUUCAGGACGAAGAAGUGGUCUGAUAGUGCAAAGCCUGCAAGAUGACUUGAGGAAAUCGCAAGCGCUGUUGGAUGUUCGUGCUGUGGAUAACGUUGGAGGAGAGUUACAAGAGCAGUGGAUGGAAGUAUACAACAAAAAUGUCAUGAAUCUUGAACCAAUUGACGAAACAAAAUACGAUGAUUUUGUUUGGAGUCGUCUGAUACUGAUGCAAGAUUUUAAGGGAAUGUUGCUCUUACAUCAUGCUUGCCGACGGAAAGCACCAUACGAGACUGUCAAAUGGUUUAUUGGAGAUGAGAGUGAUAUCAUUACCCUGAGUCAUAGAGCAAAGGAUGGGAGCCUUCCCAUACACAUCGCAUGUAGAGCCUUCGCCUCUUUUGACGUUGUGCAGCUCGUCUCAAAAGAUUCCAACCGACAAAGUUACAUCAAUGUCCCGGAUAAGGAAGGCCGACUGCCCUUGGACAUUUUUGGUUCUGGAGUAUCUAGCGGACAAAAUAGAAAGUCUCAAAGCCGUGCUAUGCAAACCUUUACGGAAAAUAUGUUCAAGAGCUUGAUCAGGGAAAAGGACGCAAACAUCGAGGAAACCUUUAUGGCGAUGGAUUCCAUUUGCAAUAACUGUCCGCCAAAGAAGUUUCAAACAAUUGUUUGCAACAACUUACAUGAAAAAGUUUGCAUACAAUGGUUGACGUGGGCCUUCUGUCAACAGAAAGUAAUAUCUUCCAUCAUGCGGGAUUUCUACUGUAAAGUCGCCUGGAUUGCGAUCCUCAUGCAGUCGUCGAGUUUGUACUUGAAGGGGAAACGAACGGAUGGUUAUGCCUAUGCUCUCUACUUCUUUACACUCAUAUUCCUGGUUCGGGAGAUUAAGCAAGUCCGUAGAUAUAUCAAGGCACAAGUUCUCGUGGAUUAUGUAAAAGAGAUUUGGAAUUGGGUAGAUGUGGCUGUCAUUUGCUUGGUGGCAACUUCCGCUACGAUUUUACUGCUUGAUGAUCCAAGUGGUGGCUACAACGAACGUGCAAGAACUGUCCUCAUGGUGACAAAUGCAUUCCAGCUUUUGCAUUUUGCAUCAUUCUUGAAGAAAAUCUUUCUCCCGUUUGCUACUUUUGUUGGUGGACUAAUGAUGCUCUUCAAAACACUGCUCCCAUUCAUGGUCUGUACUUCACUGGUGUUACUAGCAUUCGCUUUUAUGUACCACGUAUCCAAGUUUGAUCGAAACAACCCAUUGCCGCCGGAUCAAUUGCAGUUCAGUACCCUAUGGGUCUCUUUCUUGUCAGUUUUUCAAAUGUUUGUUGAUGCACCAGAAGAGACCGCGUCUAUGCUGGACGCAGCCUUUGGAGUGGUGACAACCAUUGUUCUUCUGAAUGUGGUGAUUGCUGUGAUCAGUAUUUCUUGGGACAAGUCCACCGAAGAGGAGAAGGCGCUACGAGUUUUCUGGGAGUAUCGCUUGACCUUUAUUCAAGAUGUCACUCUAAGCCGCAAGGCUCAGAUAUCGGCGAAGAAGAUGAAGAAAUUGAUGAGGCUAAACACCUUUAGCGACCGAUUUGAUCAAGCUCGGUCGGACCGGAUGGAGAGAUUUCAUGAUCCGUCCCAGAAGAAUGGAAUCGGGCUGUACUUCUUCUUUGUAACGCAAUAUGCUGUCUAUUUCUGCCUUGGGUGGGUGACCUUCGGAUACUUUUGGCCAUUCAAGAUUCGCAAAGACAUUUUCGGAAUCAAGUUCCGUCCUCCCAUAAUUGAUACCAAGUCAGAGAUUAUCGAGACACGCAAGGUUCACGAUACCGUCACCAAGCGAAUGGACGAACUAGAAGGGAAGAUCACGAAACAAAAUUCGGAUAACCUGACUCUGUUGGCACAGAAUCAAAAUCUGAAUCGGAAAAUGGAUGAUUUGGAAUCAUCUAUUGACAAAUUGACGAAACUUCUGACGCAACAGCAAGGCCCCUCCUCGCAGCCAAAGGAACCCUCGUUCGAUGAUUCAGCCAUUGACGUACCAGCUCGCUCUUCUUCACCCGACGAUUCAGCUGUUGAGGUACCAACUCGUACUCCUUCACCUGACGAUUCAGCAAUUGAAGUACCAGCCCGUAGGUUCGAGCCCGAUGAUUCCGCACGUACUUCUUCCGCCUUAUCGGUAGGAUCACCAGAGAGCUACAAGAGAAUACUCCCAUCUGGUCAAGUUGUGACUUCUGAUAUUACCGGCAGUGACUCUGGAGACGAGUCCGACGAGAAUCAAACUCACUACAAAGCAUAA